Messenger RNA from Bombus impatiens (common eastern bumble bee), 674 nucleotides. RefSeq names its product mitochondrial import inner membrane translocase subunit TIM14. The record is from RefSeq and is a predicted model, not a curated record. Lineage: Eukaryota; Metazoa; Arthropoda; Insecta; Hymenoptera; Apidae. The transcript is spliced from 3 exons. Gene Ontology annotation, cellular component: PAM complex, Tim23 associated import motor. Bases 145 to 495 code for a protein of 116 amino acids. Gene Ontology annotation, molecular function: ATPase activator activity. Gene Ontology annotation, biological process: protein import into mitochondrial matrix.
GCUGAAUCCACAAUGUGAUCAAAUGUCGCUACUGCUCGAUUUUACUAAUCAUUAUAGUGGAUCGUCUUUUUCACCACUUUUUUGAUGAUCGAAGAUUAUUUUAUUUUGUUGUUUUUGCUGUAUUGAUUUAACAAUUUUAAUAAAAUGACUUCUACACUUAUUGCAGCAGGCAUUGGCCUUGCUGUAGUAGGUUUUACUGGGCGUUAUAUAUUUAAAAGAAUGCCGCAAUUAUCUCAAAAGAUGGCAGAAGCUUAUAAAAAUGUACCAAAAUUAAAUUCACAGACAUUAGCAAAUAGUAAAUAUUACAAAGGAGGUUUUGAGUCUAAAAUGACUCGACGAGAAGCUAGUUUAAUAUUGGAUGUAUCACCAACUGCAAGUAAAUUGAAAGUAAAACAACAAUUUAAGAAAAUUAUGUCUGUAAAUCAUCCAGAUAGAGGUGGAUCUCCAUAUAUUGCUGCAAAAAUUAAUGAAGCAAAAGAUUUACUAGAAAAAUGAUUUAUAUAUAGAUAAAUGUAUACGUAUAGAUAGUCUGUAUGAAAUUUGUUUGCAUCUAGCCCCGUGAUUGUAAUUUGAAUAAGUAUUUUAUUUAACUUAUAAUAAAAUUAUUUAUACAUAAUAAUGAUUCAUUUCUAAUUUUGAUGCUGAUUGAACUAAAAAUUAUAUUGAUAAAAGUA